Synchiropus splendidus (mandarinfish) is the source of this 5013-nucleotide messenger RNA. It is a transcript of the gene kcnab2a, whose product is annotated as potassium voltage-gated channel subfamily A regulatory beta subunit 2a. Gene Ontology annotation, cellular component: juxtaparanode region of axon; extrinsic component of cytoplasmic side of plasma membrane; voltage-gated potassium channel complex. Gene Ontology annotation, molecular function: transmembrane transporter binding; potassium channel regulator activity; voltage-gated potassium channel activity. The transcript has 14 exons. The coding region runs from base 719 to 1915 and encodes 398 amino acids. The record is from RefSeq and is a predicted model, not a curated record. NCBI's taxonomy places the organism in Eukaryota, Metazoa, Chordata, Actinopteri, Syngnathiformes, Callionymidae. Gene Ontology annotation, biological process: regulation of potassium ion transmembrane transport; potassium ion transport; transmembrane transport.
UGGGUAGCGCGUGUUCUUCUCAGCAGAUUUUAAUGCCCGGCUCUCUCACUCAGAGCGUUCCUCCUCAGAGCUUCUCUUAUAUCCCUCCCACUACAUUCCCUCCCUCCCUCCCUCUCUCUCUCUCUCCCCCGUCGCCCGCCUGCGUGCACCACGCCGCUCUUCGCUGAGGCAUGCAGAUGGAAGUUUAAUCCAGGCAAUGGUCAACGCAGGGAAGCCUUUGUCAGGGGGUCAGGCAUUUGUCUCUCACAGAAGAUCUGGAGGUUGAACCCACAGGCUUCUCUUUGGAUUUUUUUCCGUCAUACUCUGGUUGGAUAUGUGUUUUUACUCCUGCAGAUCUGACAGCUGGAGGUGUUUUCUCCAUCUCUGAGGCACACCAUUUAAAACAAGCAACAUCCAGAUGAUUCAAGGAGAGUUGGGGUUCACACGCCUCCUUAAUGGAAGUCAUGUUGCCUUUGGGACCUUCUUUGUUUUCACCUGAUCAGCAGUCCUUCAGUGGGUGCUUUCAUUUCCCCACACCUCUCCGACCCUCUGCCCUUCCGUUCCUCCCUGGACACUCACAGCUUGUUACUGUAUCAACUGGCAGUGAUUUGUAACAGGAGAGCGUGAGGCUUGAUUUUGGGUCACCGCCAUCUAUAGACUGAAGCGCCGGAAGGUCCUCACAAUCUGUAGGUGUGCUAACUAGAACUUGUGCACUUCGUGCAAGCGCCAAAGACCCAAGAUGCAGGUUUCCUUGGUGUGCACGGACCACCGUGGUGGGGUGAGCCGCAACACUGAGGACCGGUUGAACCGACAAAACGCCAACAGCCCUGGAACCGGGACCCGCAGCAAGUUCCGUGCCGUGGCCAUGGUGGCUCGCAGUCUCGGGCAGCUGUCGGUUCAGAGUGUUCCAUCGUCCAGUGAGCAAAGCAUGAAGACUGGCAUGAAGUAUAGAAACCUCGGGAAGUCGGGCCUCCGGGUGUCGUGUCUGGGCUUAGGAACAUGGGUGACAUUUGGAGGACAGAUAACGGAUGAGAUGGCCGAGCAGCUGAUGACUCUGGCCUAUGAAAAUGGCAUCAAUCUGUUUGACACAGCGGAGGUCUACGCUGCCGGGAAGGCAGAGGUGGUGCUCGGGAGCAUCAUAAAGAAGAAAGGAUGGAGACGCUCAAGUCUGGUGAUAACAACCAAGAUCUUCUGGGGCGGAAAAGCAGAGACGGAGAGAGGUUUAUCCCGAAAACACAUUAUAGAAGGUUUAAAAGCCUCUUUAGAAAGACUCCAGUUGGAUUAUGUGGAUGUAGUGUUCGCCAACAGACCCGACCCGAACACACCCAUGGAAGAGACGGUGCGAGCGAUGACUCAUGUGAUAAAUCAAGGCAUGGCCAUGUACUGGGGAACGUCCCGCUGGAGCCCGAUGGAGAUAAUGGAAGCCUACUCUGUGGCACGGCAGUUCAACCAGAUCCCUCCCAUCUGUGAGCAGGCCGAGUAUCACAUGUUCCAGAGGGAGAAAGUGGAGGUGCAGCUGCCCGAGCUCUUCCACAAGAUAGGGGUGGGGGCCAUGACCUGGUCGCCCCUGGCCUGCGGGAUCAUCUCAGGAAAAUACGACGGCAGGGUGCCUCCGUACUCUCGAGCCUCACUGAAGGGGUACCAGUGGUUGAAGGACAAGAUCUUGAGCGAGGAGGGCCGGCGUCAGCAGGCGAAGUUGAAAGAGCUGCAGGCGAUCGCGGAGCGGCUGGGCUGCACUCUGCCCCAACUCGCCAUCGCGUGGUGUCUACGGAAUGAGGGGGUGAGCUCGGUCCUCUUAGGCGCGUCCAGCACUGACCAGCUGAUGGAGAACAUAGGAGCCAUACAGGUUCUUCCAAAGUUGUCGUCCUCCAUCACACACGAGGUGGACAGCAUCCUGGGCAACAAGCCGUACAGUAAAAAGGACUACCGCUCCUAACGCGCCGCGCCGCCUCGCCCGGCAGGGCCGCCUGCUACCGCAGCGCCUCACCUUUGCCUGAUCCUCUGUUUGCUUGAGCUUUUACUGAGUGAGACCCUGGCGCAUGAGUCUGGCCCCCACGGCCACCCAGGGGACCUCAUUUAGAGUUAAAGGGAAACGACAAGAAAAAAAGAAGGACCAUCCAAUCGCCGCCGCCGCAAGAGGAGGGAAGUGGCGACGAGUGUGGGCGGGAAAGAGGUUAGCGACAUAGCGCUCAUACUUCAGUCACACUUUAAACCAUAGAGUCAGAAAUGACAAGCACAUGCUUGCUUGGCAGCCAGACUUAGCUUGAGGACGAAGUGGAGAAGGCCUGCGCUGCACAUGUAACAUAGUCAUGUUUGUUCUGUCGUCUGGAAGUCGACCCUUCCGUCUGUGUCCUCAGUCCCAGCUUCAACGAUCAGCACUUUAGUGUCCGUCCGUGUUCCAGGGUUGUUGGUUUGACGGCCCGCAGCGCUCCGGAGGAUCCUCUCUGGUGUCUGUCCCCGCUGGAGCUGCCAGCGAGGACGCGUUAGAAUCCCCACCAGUCUUCAGUUUCCCUCCGUCAGAACUUCUGCCUUAUUUACAGUUGCUGCUCUCUUCCCUGCCCCAUAACUGUGCGCAGCAACCGUGUUCAACCCCCCAACUUUGAGGUGCAAAUCUGCGUGGCUUGAGCCAAAGAUCUUUGUCACACGCAAGUGUAUCCCAACCCCCCCGAGAUCCUGGGGAUCUCCACGCAUGUGUCCAGUCCAGCAUCCGUAUUUAUAUCUCCGCACCCAGACAAACGUCGUAUACCAGGAUGCGUGUUAGCAGCUUAGGAGCAGUGUUGUGCGCUUUACAUGACACACGUAUUACAGACGCCUCUCAUUCGUGCCGCUUCAGGUGCUUCUCUAACUGUGACAAAAGCACAAGUGCAUGUGACGUCCCGUUUCAUCCAACGCUUUCUGAGACCCGUGUGGAUGACAAGUCUUUACCGACUGGGAGACUCGUGAGUGACUGGUUGUUUGUCCGGCGACGUGUUGGGCCGCUGAAGUGAGGAAGCUGUCGAGAAGAAGACGGUCUUGAAGGUUCAAUGAUGGGAUACUAACCCUAGUUCCAACCCCCACUUUGGAAGCCCUCAGUGGAGGCUGCUACGUCAUCUGCCCCGCAGCAGCAGCAACACGUAUCACUGGCCUCAAGCUCCACUCAUGAACACACACACACACAGAAGCCCCUCUACAACUUCAUGACCUUGAGCUGUUGAGUUUGGAGUUUACAUUUGUGAAGGUCAAGUUUCUGCAGAAUGAGCGUUUCCAACUCUAAAGAAAAACCACAGAGAUCUUUUCAGAACAAACCUGCAAAGGUUCACUGCGCAUUCCACCAUUCUCUUGGAACAGAUGUCAGCAGCUCCUCUGAGGAUUCGUGUCUGAAUCUCCUACUGUACAACUCCACGCCUUGAUCAUUACUGAAAUAUUGCUUGAUUUGUUUUUUGAUCCAAAUCUCAACACACGUCCAGCUCCCUCAGUUCGCGGCCCUCGUGUUGUCGCACAGAUGACUUCAAGUGUGUGUGUGAGUGAGAGAGAGAGACAGUCUUCUUGCGUUUGCUGUGUUGGUAUUUCCGGGUGAUCCAAAGUGUUGAAACUGUCCUCCGAGCCAAGAACCUCGAGUCUGUGUCUUUUGGUUUCGGGGUUUGGGCCGAGACUGGAGUGUCACUGUGUCCGACGUUUCCACGCCGGUGACGACACAACAUCGGUCCCAGGUUCGCCGUCGUGACUCAGUGUCCCGAUGCCUGAAGGAAAAACAGAGGUGGAGGCUGCCAGAGGUUCUGGUUCGGUCUCAUGGCUUAGUAACGGGUCGGCUCUGGAGCCACAGAAGAGAAUCUAUUUUUAUGUUCUGCGAAAGCUUAGUUCCUCCACGCGUGCUGCACCGGUGGACUUCAUCCAUGACCUGGUGUAUAUACUCUUACCUUUGUACAGAAACGUUUCCAGUUGUGAUCACCUCGGCCUUUUUAUGUUGUUUCUUCAGCAGGCAUCGUUCGGCACUGUGCUUGACUCAAGUUUAGGAUGUACAGCUUCGAUCUUGACCAGAAUCAUGAUUAAAAUAAGAACGACAACUCUGCCUGGCUCCAUUUCUUCCCUGUGGGAGGUAGUGUGGGGGGGUCCUGCCGAAGAGCUGACUCUGGCUCCCCCUGCAGGUGCGGAGCUGACCAACUUCCUCAGGGGUUUGUCCGGAGUCCAGCAGAAUCAUCAGAAGAAUGGUGGGAAUGCUACCUACUCGCAUCCUGAGUCCUUCCUGGACCCUGACCCUUAGCCCCGACCCUUGACCCUGACCCCGGCGAUGGCAACUCAGUGUAUGUACGCUGUUCAUGUCUUGCUAGAUAGAAAAGACAGAUGAGAACUGGACGCCCACGACACUCCACAAACUUCCCCCAGACCCAAACAGAGUCUAGAGGACCCUCAGACACACCAUGAGGUUCCCCCCUUGUUGCUGAUGAAGAUCCUAGUUUGUACUGUAUUUGGUCCGGGAUCUUCCACAAGGAGCAAGACUGACACCGGAGCAGACCACAACUGACAUCCAUCGGACCCAGAAUGACUCACUCAAGUGAGGGUAAACAGACCUGCCAUGUCAGCACAUUUACCACAGGGACGUCAGCGCUGUUGCUUUAAUGAUUCACACACCAUCGCUGUUUCAAACGUUCGACAGUAAAAAAUAUAAAUAUCAAGCCAUCUAUACACAAGCCAUGGAUGCAGGUUCACACAGGUCCAGGUUUGACUCAAAAUAUACCUCCAAGUAAUGCAUGACUUUUGGUACAAAACUGUGCACUAGUUAUUUACAGGACCACCACGAGAGGUCAGAGGCCGAAAGUGAGGCGGAGACAGUUCAAGGCACUUUGUCUCGAAGGUUGUUUCCGAAUGUGGCAUCCAUGAUCUCCUCAGUCUGUGGAAGACGCUGUGGCUGCAUCCUCCCAGCAGCGGUUCAAAGAAAGCUUCUCUCCGGCGAGGAGGGGGCGGGUGCUAUAAUGAGUUGUCAUCUGGGCCGCCCCUGCUGCUGCUGAGUUCUGGAGAUCCACCUGAGCAGAUGUGAGACGGUCAGCGGUUCUGCAC